AUGUUUCUCACCAAGCACUGCUUCUCAGCAGUAUCAAUAUCAUUGACCCUUCUUUUCCUCCUCCCAUCUCUAAUCACUGCAGAAAACUGUAGCUCACUCCCCCUCGCAAUUCCAAUAACAAAUGUCACUCUCAGCUCCACCGGCUAUACCAGGCGUGGGAUCGCCGCAUCACUAGGCACGCCCGCCCAAGACUUCUCAGUGCGCACCUCUACCAGUCUUAACAGCACCGUCUUCACCACAUCUACAAAUUGCGUCGACAGCUCCACCAGCACCGAGAACCGCUGCAUCAUGGUCAAGGGUGGUGUCUACGACCGUGACAACUCAAAUACUUGGUCUGGGCCCAUGACGAAGCAGGAGUUUCUCAAAGUGGCCGCUGCAGCCACUCUUAAGGGCGUCGAUAUUACACUGGGCGAGGACACGUUCGAAAUUGACGGCGUGACGCUGACAAGCUUGCCGAUUGGUGUGGAGGGUGGUACGGAUAUAUAUAGGCACGAGCACUCUUGGGCUCGCCGUGAACUCGAGUCUAGUAGAUGCGAUGGUGGACGCGGGCGAUAUCCCGUCAAGGAUGUGGGGAAUGGAUUAUGGCUGGAUGGGUGGGCGCAACGUCGGAUACGUGGGCAGAUGGAGAGCUGGUGUUGGGAGGGUAUGAUAAGGCUAGGGUAA
Morchella importuna is the source of this 663-nucleotide messenger RNA. RefSeq lists its product as uncharacterized. The record is from RefSeq and is a predicted model, not a curated record. The transcript has a single exon. NCBI's taxonomy places the organism in Eukaryota, Fungi, Ascomycota, Pezizomycetes, Pezizales, Morchellaceae. Bases 1 to 663 code for a protein of 220 amino acids.